AUCUGGCCCGUCCAAGCAGCCUUGUCGGAGUACACUUAGCUAUGAGCGAAGGUGUGCUGUCACGGCAUGCGUCGAUGAACUCGAGUAGCGCGACUUCUUCAGCAGAAGAACUUGCACAAAAAUACCAGCGGCUCUUUCAGGAGUACUCAAGAAUAAAGGCUCAACAUACCGUCCUUAAGAAGGCGGUGGUCAAGGAGCAAGGAACAAAUGCAACGCUUCAAGGCAAUGUGAAAGAGAAAGAAAAAGAGCUUCGAAUGGUAAGGAUUUUAGCAAUAGAAUGAUGUAAUAGCCACUUCUUGGUACUGAUGGGAUACUUU
Messenger RNA from Umbelopsis ramanniana AG, 317 nucleotides. RefSeq lists its product as uncharacterized. Lineage: Eukaryota; Fungi; Mucoromycota; Umbelopsidomycetes; Umbelopsidales; Umbelopsidaceae. Gene Ontology annotation, cellular component: early endosome; membrane. The transcript is spliced from 4 exons. The coding region runs from base 42 to 281 and encodes 79 amino acids. The record is from RefSeq and is a predicted model, not a curated record.